This is a messenger RNA of Sodiomyces alkalinus F11, 3390 nucleotides long. RefSeq lists its product as hypothetical. Gene Ontology annotation, cellular component: extrinsic component of intraperoxisomal membrane. Bases 375 to 2933 code for a protein of 852 amino acids. The record is from RefSeq and is a predicted model, not a curated record. Gene Ontology annotation, biological process: peroxisome inheritance. Lineage: Eukaryota; Fungi; Ascomycota; Sordariomycetes; Glomerellales; Plectosphaerellaceae. The transcript has 2 exons.
CAUCGCCGCCGACUCUCCUCGAGUACCGAAACAAGGACUGGUUUUGUCUCCCCUAAUGGAAGUGAGACCUACAUAAUCGAUUUGUACUGCUUCUUGAACUUCUAACGAACCCCUGCACUUUCCGGAACGGGACGUCACACAUCGGAAGUGCGAAGCGGCACGAGAGGGGGACAUCCCAAUCCUAACCGAUUCAUCCACCAUCUAUCUGCCUCGAAACAGGCUCUGCACCGGCCUACCUUUCGUGCUCGGACGGUCCUUCGGAUCAUGCCCGCAUUACCACGUCCGACAUGAACGAAUUCGUUGUCUAGAUAUUCGAGCCAUCUCCCUGCUUUCUGCACGACGUUUUCCCCGACGCGACCGUCGGCGCAACCUCCAUGGAUCGUUCGGGAUCCUCAUUCCCUGCCCCUCGUCGGGUGAUGACUGCGCCGCAGGCCUUUCUUUCCAGCGCAUCGUCCUCUUCGUCAUCGCAGUCGGCCGCCGGUCUCGUUGAGACGCUCUACAACCACCCAAACGUCAAGAUCAUCGCAUUUACCGCGUCGGGCCGCGGAAGGGCGAGGAGUCCCGGGCGUGCCCCUGCCGAAGAGGAGCCGGGUACUCUGGACUGGUCAUCACAGCUUGAAAGGACGAUUGCGGUUGGUCCCUUCCGAAUCUACCGCGCCCCCGGGUCUGUCGCCUUCCUCAACUGCGGUUCCGCUCUGCAACCCAUCCUUCCCAGAAGCCAAUGCUGGUGCAUAGAUGAAGAGUCGAGCAAGUUCAUUCUACAAAUUCGCCGCCCCAAUUACUGGAGAAUUGAGGUCCCCGUUGGCGAACCGGAUGAAUGCGACCUUGCCCAGGCCCUGCGCCGCGUCUUGGACCGGAUCUUGCAGUUCGAGAAGACGGCGUGUCCUUUCAAACGACCCUUCUCCGUCCCGCUUCCCGAGAGGCCGAAUCUCCCCGUAAAAAAACGACCGUGGACUCCCGUCCGCCGAUCACUGCCUCCCUUGCCCGUUCCGCUUCCCGAGGCAUCGCCGUCUCCCUCCACAACAUAUAGAUCUCUGAGGGAAUCAUCCUCUUUGUCCCAGCUCAGGGAACAGGAGGAAACAUUACCAUUGGCAGAGCGACAGACCACACUAGAAAAGGAAUAUGUACAGCGAAUCGUCGAGUCUGAAGAAACCAAUGGCAAACCAGUGCCAGUGCCAGUGCCUGGGGACGACCAGACGACUACCCACGCAGCCGAACAACGAGAAGGGGAGAGAGGAGACACGGAAGGCCCCGCCAACGCACAUGAAUGCUUAGCAGUGAGCGGCAGACCAGUCGGGGUCGAGGCGAUCGUAUUCGCCAUGGAAGUCUUGAAUGCAAGUACUUCUGCAUCAAAGGCGGAAGUUGAAACCACUAAGACUGCGAAAAGCGAUGUUGGUGACGCAAGCGCAGCAUCCGAAUUGACCAGGAUAUUACCGGACAUGGAGGAGAAGAGGAGCGCCGUGACUGAAACCGCAGUCCCCGUAACAUCAACAUGCUUUCUCGACGACACACGCAGGUCGUCCCCAACCGAGAGCCGUAGCGACACGGCAGAGCCGGUGGUGGCCAAAACGGCGCCAGCUCCAUGGAUAGACCCUACUGUUAGUGCUGCUCCUGUGGUGGAGUUUGUCGGCAGCGACAAACUAUCAGUCGGCCUUGAAGAGGAGCGGCCUACGCAAGAGUCGGGUACCGCACCCAAAUCACUCCUCAAGAAACAGCCGACAAAGCCUGAUAUCUACAACGUCAUCCGCUCGUACGAGAAAAAAUCGGCAGCUGGCACAAUAACGAGCUUGGAUACAUGUUCCGCCACCAUAUCCACCACGGAAUCAUCAAAGGCCACGCCGACGGUUGCUGUUGGUGAGCAGAUCUCAAGCCACGACGCUGAUGAUGGUAUCGAAACCGUCGAGCAGAACGACCAUGAGGUGAACCCUGACGUUCUCGAAGGAAGCGGCAUCGUGGGUGGGCGGCGGAAAAAGCUCCGUGGCUUCCGGGGUGGGCGCCCCCUAACGGUUCCUCCCCAGUUGACCAUCGUCACAUCACCUCCAUCCAAGUCGGCAGUUUCGAAACAACCGCAUCCCCCACCUCCUACUUCGGCUUCCGAAGAAGAUGUCCAAGCACCGGUGUCCCCGGCCGGAUCGUCGGACUCGUUCCACAGCGUCACUUCGUGGCACUCAGCAGCCAUGCCUCCUCUACCGGAUUCCCCGCCCAUGUCGCAGCCUGUCACGCCGUCGACGUUCCCGUAUCCGCACGACAACAUCCCGAUUUCCAAGGGCAUGUCCAACUACCGGGAUAUAUCUGAUUUGACAGCCACGCCCGACGCCAAGGGUAUCUGGGACAUGGCGUCACGCGGAUCGGACGAGAGCUCGCAGGAAAGCGCCGCGACAGCACCAGACGUAGCGCCAGAAGACACGGGGGACCACCGGGACCGCCGGGACCACCAUGGGCCGAAAUGCCCAGCGUCGGAGGACGAAGCCGUGUCGACCGCGACGGUCGCGGUCCGGCGUCCUCACCUCCGGCACAGGGCGACGGCGAGCAGCAUUUCCGUGAGCAGGGCCCUGUCGCCGUUGCCGCCCGCGGCCAACCUCUUCUCGCCGACCUCCUCGUCGCACCGCAGGAAGCGUCAGACGCGCGGCGGACGGCUGGACCUGGUGCGGCAGCUCCCCAUGGCCAUCGUGGCCAAGACGUGCGAGAUCUUGCUGAGCCCGCCGAGUCACCUCAUCAACCUGAUGCUGCGCGUGGCGGCGCGCAUCGCAGCGGGGGAGUGGCGCGGGAUGGUCUUCGGGUACGGCGACGGCGGCGAGGAGAUCCCGGUGCAUUGGGAUUACUCGGACGACGAGCUGAGUGACUGGGACGACGGCCACGAGUAUCACGACGUGGACCGGGUUGGGAGGUCGCGCAUCAACGGCGGGACGGGGCGGAGCUGGGAGGUUGAUUGAGCGGCACGUUCCUUUGGCUGUCUACUCUACCCUUGUACUAGUAGUAAAUUUGUUUUUUUUUAUAUGUUCCGAUCACCGAGGGGUACGGCGUUGGAAGGAACCCGGGGAUUUUGUGAGAUGAUGGUUAUAAUGGCGGGGCCAAAAGAUUUUGGUCUUUUAUCGGCUGGAUUAACGUAUGGAAUUCUUCGGGAAAGGAUUGGAAAGGGCUGGAGUUGGUAGAUGACUGAUGGACCCGGGGGGUUUUGCUCGUUGAGGCGUGCGCCAUCGUGCCAUCGUGCCAUGACGGAAAGGACAGGAAUGACUUCCCAUGUAUGGGGAAGGUCAGAACCGACCCUGGUCGUCUGUAUAUGAAUCUCUCUUUAGUUGUAACACCCACUAAGGUACACACACGCAGCACGGUAUUAGUACUUGCAACAAUGGGUAAUGGUGAAUACGGUACAAUACCAAGCUUCCCAGC